Messenger RNA from Notolabrus celidotus (New Zealand spotty), 3988 nucleotides. RefSeq names its product metadherin a (gene mtdha). Gene Ontology annotation, molecular function: transcription coregulator activity. Gene Ontology annotation, biological process: positive regulation of angiogenesis; negative regulation of apoptotic process; positive regulation of canonical NF-kappaB signal transduction. Gene Ontology annotation, cellular component: nucleus. The record is from RefSeq and is a predicted model, not a curated record. The coding region runs from base 210 to 1706 and encodes 498 amino acids. NCBI's taxonomy places the organism in Eukaryota, Metazoa, Chordata, Actinopteri, Labriformes, Labridae. The transcript has 12 exons.
UGGCCUAGUAGCCAAAUAAUGUAAUCUUACUCAUAACGUUUAGGUUCUAACGGCCAGAUUAAAACUGGAUUGAUGCAGUUUCAGUUUAAAUGACAUUUCUCCUAAGAGUCAGAUCAGAUUAGCCACUCCUCCGUUAGGUUAGCACACGGAUACUGACAAUGAUUGUUAACGGUUAGCAUUAAGCUAACACUUGGUGUUCACUCCGAAAGAUGGCUGGGGACUUGAAAGAUUUCGUGCUUGAGAAAGCCGAGCUGCUUUCCACUCGUUUGAAAGAGGCCUUGUCUUUGGGAAAUGAAUACGUUCGGGCCCAGUUCGGAAUCUAUUUGGAUCUGAAGCCUGAGCUGUACCCGACAUGGGUAAUCCUGUCCACGGCUGCGUUUGGAGUCCUGCUGUUACUCAGCUUGUCCUGGGCCGCUGUCUGUGGCGGUCUGCUGGCCGGGAAAAAGCGGGGAUCCCCGAUCACCCAAGGCAGCAGCGAGCCCGACAAGGCCACUGUGGCUACACCUGCCAAACCAGAGGAUCAGAAGAAGAAAAACAAAAAGAAAACGCGUGAUAAGAAGGCUCAAUCUAAUGGACAACCAGUGACUGGAGAUCAAGAGGAAGUUAAAGCGACUGAGGGAGUUCCCAAGCUUGCCCCUCUGGAGAAGGUGCAUGAGGUACUGGCCCCAGUGCAGGUGAAAAAGAACAAGAAAAAAACCAAGGCAGAUGUGAAACAAGCCCAUAAGGUGUCCACAGCUGAUGGGAAGGAACAUGAUGAAGGUGCAUGGGAGACCAAAGUUAGUAACCGAGAGAAGAAGCUGCAGCGAAGGAAGGACAAGGGCCCUGAGGACUCUGGCAGCCCUGGAGGGGUCGAUACCCCAAAGACCAACGUGGAGACUCCUGUAGCAACAGCACCUACCAACUCCAAGAAGAAUAGAGGGAAAAAAGAGCCACUGAAUUCAAGAAACACCGGAAAGGUGGAUGCGUCCACUGGAGCUGUGUCUUCCAGCUGGAGAGAGGAGACUUCAGUCAAUGGUGGAGGUUGGACUGACAUUUCUUUGAUCCCAGGUCAGAUGGGUGCAAUGGAAGGUACCAAGUGGAGUGCCAUUCCGGAGACUGCUCACUACAGAGCCCCACCUAAGCGCCAGUCAUGGGCUCAGGAGACCCAAGCUGCAUGGAGUGGUAUGGAUGGCCAGAUGAAGACUAAUCUAAACCCCGUCUCCUUCUCCAUGCUGGGACGAAACAACACAGACCAGAUUUCAAAUUCCAUGGAUCUCCAGUGGGCGAGCAGCCCUGAUGUUUAUGAUGAAUGGUCUGGAUUCAAUGGCACUGCAUCAGCGGACCCCAGCUCAGAUUGGAAUGCCCCUGCGGAGCAUUGGGGAAACUACGAGGAGCCUCCUGUUCUGCUGACACCAGCACCUCCACCAAAGGAACAGCCUGUCUCCCACAAGGUAUCAGAGGAUGAGAAGGACACUGAGGAUCCCUCUGACGGGGCAGCCAAAUCAAAGAAGAAGAAAAAGAAGAAGAAGAAAACUGAAGACGAGGCUACAUCUGAGGCUCCGAUGUUGACCCCUGCACCCCUGGUUGAAACGGACACUCCCCUAGAGCUCCCUAUGCUGGUCUCUAUAAAGCAGAAUCCAAGCAUAUCCACCUCACAGAAGAAGUCUGAACCAACUGUGGAGCCUCCGAAGCCCUCCCAGAUGAGGAAGGUUCGAAGGAAAACAUGAAGUCUCAGCACAGGUCCAUACGAAGCAUAUGCAAAUGAUUGUUAAAUGUGUCACAUGCAAUAAUUACCAGGUACAGAGCUUCUUUCAGAGAUACAUCAACAGUUUAUCAGUUAAUAAAACAAAGAGAAAACAGGCAGUAGAUGUGUUAUGCUUGGCUUAACAAAGUGAUGAAAUGUGGUCCUAUGGACUGAAAUCUUAACAAAUUUGCACUAUUUGCUACACUGCAACCAGGGUGGAGCUUCAGGGGAGGUUGUGGUAGUGAAGGUACAUGUUUAUGUAACCCUUUCUUUCUUUGAUAUCAAAAGUGUGUUGUUGUUUUUUCACCAAUAGUUUAAAUUAUGGUAUUUUAGUUUGACUGCAGUUAACCUAAAAAUACAUGACAGGUUUAUUUAAACGUAUGCAACAAGAGAAACAUACAUUUUUUUACUCCCCCCCCAAAAAUGCUCUUAUUUCUUAUACCAUGCUGAUGCCCGAUGUCAGUUACUGACCUGUGUUGUAGUAAAUUGUAUUUCACAGCUGGUCUCGGAUCAGGAUUGGUUUUGAUUUUUGAUUUUUUUUUAAGUCUGUCUCUGUACAAGAAGCAAAUGCCUUGAUAUCACUAUUACUGACUGCUGAAGCCUUAUAUUAGAUAUUAUAAAUGGAUUUCUUACAGUGUGUUCACUUUACAACAGAAUCGGCAUCAAACUAAUCGGAGUGGAAUCGUCUAUUCUUAAAAAGAUGUUUUCCCCAACCUCAUUUAAUUAGAAGAACUCUUCUCGUUGGCUGUAAUAGUUUAAAAAAGCUCCUUAUAAAUGGGAUGGCAGCAGAGGUCAGGUAGAAUAACAAGCUGGUUGGAGUGGUGGGAAGUUUCACAGAAGCAUAAAGUAUCGUGGAGAUAAAAUCACUUCACUUCACUGUCCAUCAGAUGAUGGUAUGUUCCAAAGAUGUAUGGCUUUGAGCAGAUAUUGUUGAAUACACUGAAGACUGAACUUCAGUUAUCUGAAGAGGUAUGAAGACACUGAAGAAGCGUGUUUAGCAAAUUUGUUGAAAUUAUUAGGAGUCUUAGGAUCACAUCGUCAACUGAAAAGACACAAAAUGAUCAGUCGUGGAUUAGAGCAGAUACUUUUCUCAAAGAUGUCGAUAAGUUUGAAAUUUGUAAAUCGAUUCUGGCUCGACAUCAGGGACUGUUGAUAACUCUUAUAUGGAGAGCACAGUAGCUAGUUUGAACCACCAGGUGGCACUGUAAUGUGAAGUAAAGAUGUAGUGGGGUAAUCCCAUAAGUCAGUAGCACUGAUAACUAUUGUGUCUCUCUACUUUUAUCAUUCUGAGUGUGUCUGUUUUUAUCUGACUAAACUGUGCGUUGAUUUUCUAUAGACUUUAUUGUCCUUUUUGCACUCUAUAGUUUUUUUAGAGCAUUUUUCUUCCAGUUUUUGUGCUCAAAAAAGCCAUGCCAUAUGUACAGAUUGUAAGGGCUUUUUCCAGUUCUGUGAUUGCACUGUGCAAAAGGCAGUAAUGAGUUCCUUUGAUGUCAAUGAAUUGUUUUUUACUACCUUUUUUUGGAAUGUGAAACGUGUAACUUUAAAGGUUUGCACCUGACUUCCGGGAUAUAUGAUUUGGGGGGGGGUUGGGUGGGAGGUUGACCUAAAUUAAGAAUGAAUACAUAGAAAUAUGUUAUGGAGCAGCUUUAAUUUUACAUCAAAGUUGGUUUAAAAAAAGACAGACACACACAAUUACACAUAUUUAACAUAUAUGAAAGGAAUUUAAUUCCAUUGCCUUAACCUGUAGUUGUAUAGAAAGUACAUUGGCAUCCUUUUUUAUAGUUUCCAACCAGUUGCAAGUUUUUGAUGUCAGAAAGUAAUUUGAUCUUGCAUGUCUUUGAUAAUAGUACCUGUGUACAUGAAAUUAAAUGAUCUUGCUUUAACUGUUAGUACUUGUUCCUGGAGUACAACCCAGUGUAUAUACUGUACUAGCAUUUUUAAUGAGACAAAUUGCAGCUUUUUUCCGUGGGCCUCAAACUUAGUGGACAUUAACAGGAUUGUGUUUGUAGGCAGAGAGUCUUAGAGGAUCGAGAUGUUGAUCAGAUGGUAUUGAUAUAUAGUGUUUGGUAGACCUGAUGAUAGAACAAAAAUGAAAUGUUGCUGUGGCUUCAGGCGCCCUACUUUUGUUUAAUUUUUACUGAUGAUUAAGGUUCAAUCAAUGUAUUUAUAAACUUGUCUCUAGGAAUGAUUUUGUUUAUUGAGAGGAUACAAAUGAUAUUUCUAUGUUUGUUUGGUAAAAAUGAAAAAUAAAGAAGAAUUGCUUGA